Messenger RNA from Perca flavescens (yellow perch), 6111 nucleotides. It is a transcript of the gene atp2b2, whose product is annotated as ATPase plasma membrane Ca2+ transporting 2. Gene Ontology annotation, biological process: calcium ion transmembrane transport; regulation of cytosolic calcium ion concentration. The record is from RefSeq and is a predicted model, not a curated record. Gene Ontology annotation, cellular component: intracellular membrane-bounded organelle; plasma membrane; postsynaptic density membrane. The transcript is spliced from 24 exons. Gene Ontology annotation, molecular function: PDZ domain binding; P-type calcium transporter activity; ATP hydrolysis activity. Lineage: Eukaryota; Metazoa; Chordata; Actinopteri; Perciformes; Percidae. Bases 1301 to 5164 code for a protein of 1287 amino acids.
UGUAUUAAGGAUGUUGUUUUCUAAGUUUGGCUUGUUAUUGUUGAGAAAACGAAAUGCUAGCAAGCUAGCAAUAGCUUAUAUACUACACAUUAAUGCAGAUAAUGCAAUGAAUGCAGUAGGGCAGUAGUUUGUUAUGGUUGUUAUUAAAAGGCGUGUGAAUGGAUAAAGCAACUUAUUGUUGGCAUUCGCUACCAGACACCUGCACUGCAAUUAGUUAGCUAAAGCUACGCUACAGUGGAGAUAGGUCUGGCAAUGUGAGACUAUAACGCUAAUGCAUGUGUAGCAAGCUAACGUUAACUGUUAGUAGCAUCUUAAAAGGAAAUUGGGAAAAAUGUUUAAACGUUAAGGGAGUUAGCGUUAGAUAGGUUAGGGUUGCCACCUAGCUAUAUUAAUUGAACUCCCUUCGUUGAAGUAGCUAGUUAUACUGUUAAAGGCUGGCUUAGAGCCUAUAACGUUAUUGCCUAAGUUAAAGUCAAAUAAUCUACAGUUAAAUAAUAACCGAAUUCAUGGUUUAAUUGCUCUCCUUUAAUUACAUCACUGGUUAGAAGCUUUUUGGAAAAAGAGGAUUCAGUUAAGAUAAUAUUGCGCAACAAUGGUGCUCCUCUCCUCGCCUGCCUACAGUACAGAAGCUGUACUGAACGAGCUGGGAGCAGCACCACCACGUUUCUGCUACAGCUCGCUUUCCGUUAUCUCCUGAUCGUCUAAAUGCGGCAUCUAUCUUCAUCUUGAUGCGCCUGCUGCUCCUCCUCCUCCUCAUGGAACAGCAGAAACAGCAGUGAUGGGGAAGACCACCAUGUAGAGACAGAGAGGCAGCAGAGGCAACAGCAGAAUAGCAGCAAUGGGAAGCCACACAUGGAGAGGGUCUGGACUGCAGCCGUGGUGAGCCUGAGACCUACAGGACUUGCAACCAUCAUUGCCCUUCUCAGGACCUGACCACUGGGGCUGUCCAACGCUCACCUGGAUGCUCCCCACUUGUGUUUCGUCAUCCCCUCCUCUCCUUGUUCUCUGCUGCUCUUUCUCCACUUCUUCUGUUUCUUCUCUUUAAUAGUUUUUGGUCUGCCGAUAUCUGAUAGUCUCUCUUGAAACAGAAGCUGUUCCUCGAUUGAUCCCCCUCGGAUUUUUCCACCCUUUUUAAUCUCUCCAUCUGCCUAUUUUAACUACAAGUGGCAUUCUUUUUUUCUCUUUGCCUGCUUGAUACCCAUUUUGGAUGAGACUGACCCUAUCGCUCGGGUGUGCAAGCUUUUGAUUGAUCUAUAAGCAAUAACAAACACUAAUCUAACUGAUUUGACUAGCCGACAUCAUGGGGGACAUGUCGAACAGCGGUUUUUAUGCCAAGAACCAAAGAAACGAGGACAACCAUGCGGCAGGCUUCGGCUGCUCCGUCAUGGAGCUGCGCUCCUUGAUGGAGCUGCGUGGCACAGAGGCAGUGGUCAAGCUCCAGGAGGACUACACAGGCGUAGAGGGACUGUGCAAACGACUGAAAACCUCACCCACAGAAGGUCUCGCAGGUGUCCAAAUUGACCUGGACAAGAGAAGAGAAAUAUAUGGUAAAAACCUGAUACCUCCAAAGACGCCAAAAACCUUCCUGCAGCUGGUAUGGGAGGCCCUGCAGGACGUCACCCUCAUCAUUCUGGAGAUAGCUGCCCUGAUCUCCCUGGGACUCUCCUUCUACCACCCUCCCGGAGAGAGUGGCGGAGAGUCCUGUGCCACGGGGGCAGGGGGGGUGGAGGACGAGGGCGAGGCGGAUGCUGGCUGGAUCGAGGGAGCAGCUAUCCUGUUGUCUGUGGUGUGUGUGGUGCUGGUGACGGCCUUUAACGACUGGUCGAAGGAGAAGCAGUUCCGUGGGCUGCAGAGCCGCAUUGAGCAGGAGCAGAAAUUCCAGGUGGUCCGCGGUAGUCAGGUCAUACAGUUGCCUGUGUCGGACAUAGUGGUGGGGGAUAUUGCACAGAUCAAAUACGGCGAUUUGCUUCCCGCUGAUGGAGUGUUGAUCCAGGGCAAUGACCUGAAGAUUGAUGAGUCAUCACUGACCGGAGAGUCUGACCACGUCAAGAAGUGUGCAGACAUGGACCCCAUGCUGUUGUCUGGCACCCAUGUGAUGGAGGGGUCAGGGCGCAUGGUGGUGACUGCUGUUGGUGUCAACUCUCAGACUGGAAUCAUCUUCACCCUGCUGGGGGCCGGCACAGAGGAAGAAGAGAAAAAAGAAAAGAAAGGAGGGGCAGUGGAAGACGGACACCAGAAUACAGACUCCCAUCCCCCUAUCCACCCCAUCGCAACUAUAGCCACGGAUGGGGCUGCAGGCUUUAAUACCCCUGGCAUUGCCAGUCUUAAUAAUGGUAAAAUGCAAGAUGGCAAUAUGGAGAGCAACCAGAUUAAAGUAAAGAAGCAGGACGGAGCAGCUGCCAUGGAGAUGCAGCCUCUAAAGAGUGCUGAAGGUGGAGAGUCUGAUGAGAAAGAGAAGAAGAAAAGGGUGCAUGGUUCUAAGAAAGAGAAAUCUGUGCUCCAAGGGAAGCUGACCAAACUUGCUGUCCAGAUUGGCAAAGCAGGUUUGCUCAUGUCAGCCAUCACAGUCAUCAUCCUGGUCCUGUACUUUGCAAUUGACAACUUUGUGCUGCAAAAGCAGCCUUGGCUGCCAGAGUGCACUCCCAUCUACGUCCAGUACUUUGUCAAGUUCUUCAUCAUCGGUGUGACUGUGUUGGUGGUGGCUGUUCCAGAGGGGCUGCCACUGGCUGUCACCAUCUCCCUGGCCUAUUCUGUUAAGAAAAUGAUGAAAGACAACAACCUGGUGCGUCACCUGGAUGCAUGUGAAACGAUGGGCAAUGCUACAGCCAUCUGCUCUGACAAGACAGGCACGCUAACCACUAACCGCAUGACGGCUGUGCAGUGUUACAUGGGAGAUGUGCACUACAGAGAAAUCCCAGAUCCUGGAGCUCUGUCACCCAAAUUACUGGACUUACUUGUCAAUUCCAUCUCCUUAAACAGCGCCUAUACCACCAAGAUACUGCCCCCAGAUAAGGAAGGCGGUCUGCCGAAGCAGGUGGGCAACAAGACAGAGUGUGGCCUGCUGGGAUUGGUCUUGGACCUCAAGCGGGACUACCAGCCAAUAAGAAACCAAAUCCCAGAAGAGAAGCUUUACAAAGUCUACACUUUCAACUCUUCCAGGAAGUCCAUGAGCACUGUCAUCAAAUUGUCUGAUGGGAACUUCCGCAUGUACAGCAAGGGAGCCUCUGAGAUCGUCCUCAAAAAAUGCAACCAUAUCCUGAACGAGGUGGGCGAGGCAAGGGUUUUCCGUCCACGCGACAAGGACGAGAUGGUGAAGAAGGUGAUCGAGCCCAUGGCGUGUGAAGGCCUGAGGACCAUCUGUGUGGCGUACCGUGACUUCUCCGGUGAUCCCGAGCCCAACUGGGACGAUGAGCCCAGUAUCCUUAACAACCUCACAGCAAUCUGUGUUGUUGGGAUAGAGGACCCUGUCAGGCCAGAGGUGCCCGAUGCUAUAUUGAAGUGCCAGCGUGCAGGCAUCACAGUGCGCAUGGUGACAGGAGACAACAUAAACACAGCCAGGGCCAUAGCCAUUAAGUGUGGUAUCAUCCACCCCGGAGAGGACUUCCUCUGUAUUGAUGGCAAAGAGUUCAACAGGAGGAUCCGCAAUGAGAAAGGGGAGGUGGAGCAGGAACGUAUGGACAAGGUUUGGCCUAAACUCCGAGUUCUGGCCAGAUCUUCCCCAACCGAUAAACACACACUCGUCAAAGGCAUUAUUGACAGUACUAUAGCAGACCAGAGGCAGGUUGUGGCUGUGACAGGAGAUGGUACCAAUGAUGGACCUGCACUUAAGAAAGCUGAUGUCGGCUUCGCCAUGGGUAUUGCUGGUACAGAUGUGGCCAAGGAGGCAUCAGAUAUCAUUCUGACUGAUGAUAACUUCAGCAGCAUUGUUAAAGCAGUAAUGUGGGGCCGGAACGUCUACGACAGCAUCUCCAAGUUUCUUCAGUUCCAGCUUACUGUCAAUGUUGUGGCUGUCAUAGUGGCUUUCACUGGCGCUUGCAUCACACAGGACUCUCCCCUGAAGGCCGUGCAGAUGUUGUGGGUAAACCUGAUUAUGGAUACUUUUGCAUCUCUGGCCCUGGCGACAGAGCCUCCCACAGAGUCUCUGCUAAUGAGGAAACCAUACGGUCGCAACAAGCCUCUCAUCUCCAGCACCAUGACAAAGAAUAUCCUGGGACAUGGAGUCUUUCAGCUCAUCAUCAUCUUCACACUUCUCUUUGUUGGUGAGAAGAUCUUUGACAUUGACAGCGGCCGUAAUGCUCCUCUCAAUUCUCCCCCAUCUGAGCACUACACCAUCAUCUUCAACACCUUCGUCAUGAUGCAGCUCUUCAACGAGAUAAAUGCCCGCAAAAUCCAUGGAGAGAGGAACGUCUUUGAUGGUAUCUUCAGGAACCCCAUCUUCUGCAGUAUAGUUUUUGGCACCUUUGCUAUGCAGAUUGUGAUUGUGCAGUUUGGAGGGAAGCCAUUCAGCUGUCAACCUCUGAACCUGGAAAAGUGGAUGUGGUGUGUUUUUCUUGGGCUGGGAGAGCUUGUCUGGGGACAGGUGAUAUCCACCAUACCCAAUAGCAGGUUGCGUUUCCUGCGGAGGGCAGGCCAGUUAACUCGGAAAGAUGAGUUACCAGAGGAGGACGCUAAUGAAGACAAUGAGGAGAUUGACCACGCAGAAAGGGAGCUGAGGAGAGGACAGAUCCUCUGGUUCAGAGGACUCAACCGCAUUCAGACUCAGAUUGACGUAGUGAACACCUUCAAGAGUGGCACCUCAUUUCAGGGGGCGGGGGUUCUGAGACGCCAAUCAUCCACCACCAGCCAGACCCAGGAUAUCCGCGUUGUGAAUGCAUUCCGUAGCUCCCUCUAUGAAGGCCUGGAGAAACCAGACCCCCGAUCAUCCAUCCACAACUUCAUGACACACCCUGAGUUUAGGAUAGAAGACUCCACGCCCAGCAUUCCCCUCAUUGACGACACAGACGAGGAUUCUGCUCGGAGGAGGAAGUACUCCAGCCAGCCCUCAUCCCCCAACAAGAAUAACAACGCCAUUGACAGUGGCAUCAAUCUCACCAUUGACACCAGUAAAUCAGCCGCCUCCUCCAGCCCCGCCAGCCCUCUUCACAGCUUGGAGACCAGCCUCUAACCCUGAUCCUAACCUGAGCUCUAACCUCUAAUGUUGUUUUCUUGGAGUCUGGAGGCACAUUCCCUAAUUCCUCCAGACCUUUAACUGCAACCUUACACCUUGUCACCCCCAACAUUUCAACCAGUCCAGCUGAAUUCUCAUUUUCAAGCCCCCUCCCUCCAAACCCCAUUUACUUACCUACACAGGACAGGUCCUUUCCCCACUUAACCUUGAGCUCUUUAAGCUCUACUCUCCUCUUGAAAUGGAGAAGUCUAAAGUAAUAUGGCAAGGUGAAAUGAAAAACAAACUUAUCAUGCGAUCAAAAAAGCGCAACAAAGCCACAAAACCUACACAGCCAUCCUGCUUUUGUGGUUCUAUGUGGCAGCAGUGGUGGUGGGUUAGACUAUAUGCGUGUGAGCAUGUACUGUGUAAGAGUGGCGCUGACUGCACACAUGUACUGUAUGAACUGCGUCUUUAGUGGCACUGGUAGGAGGACGAUGAGGAGGGAGACACUGCUGAGGAGUAAAAAUCACGAAACAGGACAGACACUAAACUCCCCUUACACUUCCUCUCCUCAACAACAAAAUUGUCAAUACUGAUAAUAGUUUAAAUUAAAUUAUAAAAACAUUGUUAUUAUUCUGAUUCUGAUUAUUAUUAUCGUUAUUAUUAUUGUUGCUCCUGCAUGAAUGUACAUUACCCAAGUUUUAUUUAAAAGGCUUUUAAUUUUAUUGGAGUUCUUUCGUUCUGAUGGGCUAGGUCUUGUGGCGGACUACUAAUUUAAAGACAGCUUCUCUGAGUUCCUGGCCUGCAAAGUUCCCUCUUCUGUGUGGCAUGAACAUGUACCCGACUGUAAAAAAUGUAUUUCAUCCAUAAACAGAAAUGUGUAAUAAGGUGGUAGGGCUCAACUUGCACAGUAGUUUUGCACCUGUCGGAAAAGAGGAACGCAAAAUAAUAAUGAUGAUGAUAGC